Molecule: messenger RNA, 2738 nt
Organism: Scophthalmus maximus (turbot)
Lineage: Eukaryota; Metazoa; Chordata; Actinopteri; Pleuronectiformes; Scophthalmidae
Gene: mindy3
Product: MINDY lysine 48 deubiquitinase 3
Exons: 16
Coding region: 386-1756 (456 amino acids)
Biological process (GO): protein K48-linked deubiquitination
Molecular function (GO): calcium ion binding; cysteine-type deubiquitinase activity; K48-linked deubiquitinase activity
Source: RefSeq, a predicted model, not a curated record
CCGACACGUCAAAUGUACGCACAGUUUUUUUCCUCUACAAUUCUGUUGUAAAUAAACGAAUGACAGAGCCGUUGGCGAUAGUGAAAUUGCAACCGAAAAUAUAUAAUCAAUACGGAAAUCCAUUACUCGACUGUGUAUCAAGCUGCUGUGGCUAGGUUGAUGUCAUUCCUACCCGCCAGUUUGCUGCCAGCCACUCGAGUCAGACUGUGUGCACUGUGCGGCUACACAGGUAGCUUGUGGCCAAUGCCACAGGCUGGACCUGCCGAGAGAAGUGGACUGUCAACCCCGAGAGGAGCUAGCAAGUUGGCCCCAACAGACCUCUGUUGUCCCCACCUGGCUGUCGGUCUGAAGAGUGCCUGUGGAUUUAGCAGCAGUGACAGUUGUCAUGUCGGAGUUAGACAAAGAGGUGGUGGAUCUGGUUUGGGGGAGACCCUCCAGUGGAGCAGUGUCCGCAUCGAUUUUCCGUAGAUGGGCCCAAGGAUUUGUUUUCAGUGAGAACGAGCACACAGCAUUGGAGCAGUUCGAAGGAGGGCCAUGUGCUGUCAUUGCACCUGUCCAGGCUUUCCUCUUAAAGAACAUUGUCUUUAAUAGAGAAUGUUCCAACUGGAGACAGAUGUCAGAGGAGGGGCAGAAAACAGCCCUGUGUUCCACACUGAGUGAAAUCCUAGAGUCUGCGUGCUCAAGCCCCUCCACAGGGUUCUGCCUGGUGACCUGGGCAAAGGGACAGAGCCCCCACACUAGUACACAUACUAACACACAGUCACAGUCGCAAACACAGGACGUGCCAGAGCCAGAGAGCAGCCAGCCGCCACAGGAGCAGUCUCCCACUGCCUUGGCUGCUGAGGAUCUUGGCUUUGAGCGAUUUCACAGUGAUAUUCACAAGCGGACUGUGAUGUCAGUGACUGAUCUGAGAGAGGAGGUGCUGUCGCUCUACCACACCUGGAGGGGGUGCUGUGGAGUCUUGCUUUUCCUCUACUCAGUCAUCCUAACCAAGGGCAUAGAGAAUAUACGAAAUGAGAUCCAGGACACAAUGGAGCCUCUUAUAGACCCUGUGCAUGGUCAUGGCAGUCAGAGCCUGGUUAACCUCCUUGUAACCGGCCAUGCUGUCUCUAAUGUCUGGGAUGGAGACCGGGAAUGCUCUGGCAUGAAGCUACAUGGUAUUCAUAAACAGGCAUCAGUUGGUUUCCUCACGCUGAUGGAAUCGCUACGCUUCUGCAAGGUCGGGGCAUUCCUCAAGUCUCCAAAGUUCCCUAUUUGGAUCCUUGGCAGUGAAACUCACCUCUCUGUGUUUUUCACCAAGGAGAUGUCCCUCGUUGGCCCAGAGUCUCCAUCAGAACAGGCAAGGAGAGUCUUCCAGUCAUUUGAUCCUGAAGAUAAUGGCUUCAUCCCAGAGUCCCUGCUGGAGGAUGUGAUGAAAGCCCUUGACCUUGUCUCAGAGCCUGAGUAUGUCAGUCUGGUGAAGAGUAAGCUGGAUCCUGAGAGUUUGGGUAUAAUUCUUCUGGGCCCGUUCCUGUUGGAGUUCUUCCCUAAUCAAGAUUCAGGAAUCCCAGACUCAUUUCCCGUCUACCACUACAAUGGACUUAAACAGUCUAACCACAACGAGAGGGUGGAGUACGUAGAAGGGACAGCUUUGGUGCUUGGCUUUGAGGACCCCAUGGUUCGGACUGACGACACUCCCGUCAAGCGCUGCCUACAGACCAAGUGGUCCUACAUCGAGCUGCUGUGGACCACCGACCGCUCCCCGUCACUGAACUAGCACCGACACAGCCUGAGCGUGUGUGUGCGUGUGUGCGUGUGUGCGUGUGCGUGUGCGCGUGUGUGCGCGUGUGUGUGCGUGUGUGUGCGUGUGUGUGCGUGCGUGUGCGUGUGUGUGCGUGUGCGUGUGUGUGUGUGUGUGUGGAUAGACCACUUCUGCUCCACGCACAACCCUCUCCUGCUUCCCCUCUUUACGGUGCCCCGACAGGUCACCAGGUUACAAAGACUGAGAACACACACACACACAAAUACAACACAGAUGAAUAAGAAAAACACAAAUGCCCACAGACGUGAGAUGGAGACAAAAACGAUGAUGGAGUAAACAUACAAGCCUGCGAUUCAUUCUUACGUUCCACACACAUGUAAACUCACCGUUAAAGUACAUGCUUUUGUCUAUUCACUACGGUUCAUAAGUUGACACGCAGGAUGUUUCUGACGUGAUUAUUUCCAAUAAAAGCUCUGCUCUGCUACGAUUUCGCAGUAGACGGCAAGACACUACGUAGAGAGCAGACUGGUUUGGUUCAAAGACGAGCGCGUCACCAAAUCACAUGCUGAACCACAUGUACAGCCAGUCGACUGUGAAACACUACUGUUAAUCCAGCUAUAGGACUGUUUGAGGGGAAACCUACCAAAGCCUUCCACAUAUGAGAACGCACACGCACACACACACAGUCACACCUACUGAUAAGCGUUUACAGUGUAAAGGGACCAACCCAGACACAGAGAAUUAGAAAUAUGAACAGAAGGAUUCUUCAGUGUUUUCACCAAGAUGAAGCUGGUUUAGGUGCUCUCUCUCUCUCUCUCUCUCUCUCUCUCUCUCUCUCUCUCUCUCUCUCUCUCUCUCUCUCUCUCUCCUCUUGUGUGUGUGUGUGUGUGUGUGUGUGUGUGUGCUUCAUGCACCACACCAGGAUGUUGGCCAAGUGCUCAUGUAUUUAUUAUCACACACAAACGGUUCUGGAAUAAACACUUUUUUUGUUCACUUA